AUGACUCGAUCAAAGGGCAACUUGCAUGUUGUAGAAGAAAUAUACAAUCAAAUACCUGCAUUUACUGAUGUGUUUUCUGAAGACACAUUUUACAUAUUUGUGGUGUUCUUUGUUCUGUCUACUAUCAUGGUUGCUUUUAUUCUAUCAAGAUUCAUUACAAUAAAACCUGUAGAAUAGUGUAAAUUAAUAUUAUAGUGUAUUUGAUGUUCAAUAUAAAAAUGCUUGAAAAUUA
Ostrinia nubilalis (European corn borer) is the source of this 232-nucleotide messenger RNA. RefSeq lists its product as uncharacterized. The coding region runs from base 1 to 177 and encodes 58 amino acids. The transcript has a single exon. Lineage: Eukaryota; Metazoa; Arthropoda; Insecta; Lepidoptera; Crambidae. The record is from RefSeq and is a predicted model, not a curated record.